GUGUAUCAGGGCAUGUGUCCUUAGCGCUAUGCUGACAUCAUAGUACAGGUGGAAAGGGUGGAGCUUCUCUUGUCUCUCUUCUCUUCUCAUACUGAGUGAAGUCUGACAGAGCAGGACGGACACCAAGUUCUCACACCCACAUCAUCAUCUCCUCAGACUGAACUUCUCUGGAGAUGACAGCACGUCGGAGUUGUUGUCUCUGAACACCCCUCCUGAACCGAAAUGACCAGAAGUCACGCCUGUUCACGGGGAACUUUCGUUUUUCUGAGCGGAUUUUAACGCGUCCGGGUCCAGAUCAGAUCACAUCAGAUCAGAUCAGAUCAGAUCACCUGUUCGGGCUGGGAUGAGAUGCUAUGAGAGAUUCUUCAUUCUCACAGGUCUGCUGUGUGUAGGGCUUCUAAUCUUCACCUCCUGGCAUGCCACAAACGACGAUAACGCAUAUGAACAAUUCCACAAGGUCUACUGGAGGCUAUUAAAAGCUGAGCAGCAUGGAGAGGAAUUGUCAUACAAACUGAUUCAAAUGUUGGAGAAACUAAAGGAACUAAACAACACUCGUGCUAAUCUGACUAUCUCCAACUCCUCAAGGAACGCCUUGGGUAACUCCUCGGCUAGACACUUUUUCCAGCUAGACGCUCUCCUGUACCUGCCCCACCUCAGAGAGAGCGACGAUAGCCUACGGCCGAGAGUUCACCUGGGACAGGGGCGCAGCGGAGUGUCCCUAGUGCUAGGCAUCCCCACAGUGCGCAGAGAGAAACAGAGCUAUCUGGUGAACACCGUGAGCUCUCUCAUUUUCGACCUCACACCCGAACAGAAGACCGACAUCGUCAUCAUCAUCUUCAUCGCUGAGACAAACAAUACCUUUGUGAAGAGUAUAGCAAAAAGCAUUCAAGAGAAUUUUCCAGAUGACGUGAAGUCCGGAUUGGUUGAAGUAAUCUCGCCCUCGCCCUUCUACUAUCCAGAUCUGUCUAACCUGAAGGAAACGUUCGGUGACUCAAAAGAAAGAGUGAAAUGGAGGACGAAACAAAACCUGGACUACAGUUACCUCAUGCUGUAUGCUCAACACAAGGGUAGAUACUACAUCCAGCUGGAGGAUGACAUUGUGGCAAAGUCAGGAUACAGUGAUAUUAUAAAGGAGCGUAUCAGUAAUGUGGACACUGAGCAAUGGCUUUUCCUGGAGUUCUCACAACUGGGCUUCAUAGGAAAGCUGUUCCGAACUUCAGAGCUGCCCUCUAUUGUGGAGUUUUUUUUGAUGUUUCACAAGGAUAAACCCAUCGACUGGCUGCUGGAUCACAUCCUCUGGGUCAAAGUGUGUAACCCAGAGAAGGACAGUAAACACUGCAAUGGUGAAAAGGCAAAGCUGAAGCGCACGUUCAAGCCCUCCCUGUUUCAGCAUGUGGGUGUGCACUCCUCCCUUCCUGGCAAAAUACAGAAUCUGAAAGAUAAAGACUUUGGGAAGCAGGUCCUGUAUAAAGCCCACCAGAACCCUCCUGCCAUGCUGAACAGCAGUUUGACUUAUUAUCAGAGUCAUUCUCUGGACAGGGCUUAUCGAGGCGAAGACUUCCUGUGGGCUUUCACACCCAACAUAGGAGAUUACAUCUUUAUCAUGUUCAACACGCCUCAAACCGUUAAAAGGUACCGCUUCAGAAGUGGAAAUAUUGAGGCUAAUGGAGAUAGGUUUUACAACACCACCGUGGAGGUGCUGCCUAGUGACGUUUCUGUGAGGAAGCGUGCAGAACAAGGAUUGCUCCCAUGUUGCAAACCUUCCUCAGGUGGCUUUAUUGUAAUAGGCUCUUUUGUAAACGGAAUAGCAGAGGGACCAAUCGACAAAGCGAUACAUGACUUGGAAGGCAUGCGUCUCAUUGUUCAUUCCACUUCAGAUGCCUGGGUCGUCCUGAGUGAAAUCUUUAUUGAAGUUUGAUGAACUGUGAAGAGAGGAAAAAACGAACCCUGCUGCAGCUCGCCUCUCUCUCUGAGCAACAGCGCCCCCAAUGGUCAAAAAGAGUUCGGGAACAAGCAUAUCAUGAACCUUUCGUCCUUCACAUUUCUGAUGUUUGGAUUGCUCCUGGUUGCUUUGUGUUACAACCAACACAACUGAGCAUCAUCACCUGAGGAAUACCUCAUCUAUAUCUCAGUUUUUGACUUAUUAUAAUUAGAGGAGGAACUUGAUGGGAGGUGAACACUGUUGAGCACAAAUAUAUUUGCACUAGAAGAGGCUAAUAUUUAUAUACAUAAAUUUUAUAUAUAUAUAUAUAGAGACAGAGAGAGAUACACUAUUUUUUAGUACAUAAUAAGAUUUUGCUUAUUGUGAAGUUGUUUUUAUAUUAAUAUUAAUCAGAAUAGCGCUCCAAGCCAAAGUCAUUACAUUACAGUUCUUACUGUAUUUACAGAUGCUGAAUACAUCACGUCAAAAUCUCUCAUCUUUUUCUUUCUCUCUGCUAUUAUUCGUCAGAGUUGUGUAGAUGUAAAUGAGCGUGAAUUUGAGCACGCCGAAUGACCUAUGAUCAAAUCCGCACCUGGUUCAAUGAUAAUCUCUUGUCUGCAUGUCAUAUACAUGCAGCACACUUCAGUUUAGCCUGAUAUACAUCGUGAAACACGCCCUAACCUAUAUAAUAAGUGUCGGGACGCUGAGCCAGUAAGAAGAAAAUCAUUCAGCAGGCUAAACCAAGAUCCCAGGAAAGAAAGAAGUCAACAAAAAGGAGAAGAAGGAAGUUUCAGUGAAAUUGAGUUCAAGGUACUUUAUAUGAAUUUAUAUUUAUGUGAAUAUAUGAAUUUCAUUCAUUUCAAUUGUAUACACGUCACAUUAAAUCAUUCAUUUUUUCCUUCCAUCUAAAAAUAUGUACAUUGUUGCCAGUGUAUUUUCUUUGUUUUGAAUUUUCUAGGGGUAAGAUUUGCCUAAUUGUAAAUUACAGGUUACAACUUUGAGAAUUUGAGCCCUAAAUACAAGUCUCGACGAUGCAAAUUAAUCCCAGUGUGAAGAUUCCCAAGGAAAAGUAGACGCUUACAGAGUGGUAAUUAAAAUAAUUAAAAUAGGUUUUAUCUUCUUCUCAAAUAGCUAGUUUUCUACAACUCUCAAUGCCCAGGAAACUAUCUAGCUAGUUAGGUUAUGCUAACAUUAGCUUCCUUGCGAUUGUUAGCAGCUAACAACCAAAGUUAACAGGAAUGUAUCUAAUUCAGUAGAACAAAAAACUUUCGACAUAUUUACCACUUUAUGGUUCCUAUCUUUUGUUUUGACUCCAGCUAACUCUACACGUCACUUCACUUCAGGAAGAUCAGUGUGACAGAUUGGCUAAAUGCUAAAGUUCAGCCACUCUGAAAGAGUUUACUUUUUCCCUGGGAACCGAAAUUUGAAUUUAUGUUUUUUUUUUAUUUGUAUUUUUUCCUUCUCAAAUCUCAAAACCGUAGCCGUAAUUUCACAGUAUACUGCAUGUUAUCUUACCGCUAGUUAAUUCAACACAAAGAAAUAACUGUAGGCAAAAAAAGAAAAAUGUAUUCAACACACCACAGGGCGAGAAAAAAAAAAAGAAUUUUAUUUAACGUAAAGCGUAAAUAAUACAAAUAUCCGAAAUCCAUACUGAAAUAAUAUUGUCAGACUCCAAGAUCCAAGUACUUCCGUUUAUGGUUAUAAUCAGAUAGAGAACCGAAGUGUUUUCCAGCUCCAGGUUGUUAUGUGAACUCUAUUUAUAGCUAGGCUUUUAUUCACUUUGGAACUUGAAAAGUUCAGAUUUAAUGAAAGUGUUAUUUAUUAAUACAGGUGAGACGAGUUUCCAUCCCGAAUAAAACACAUCUUUGUUUCGUUUAAAGGAAACGCUGAAAGAAAUGAAACACUGACAAACAGACAACCAAUUAGAAUACAUUUUAGAUUUAAAUGGAUUCAAAGUUGAUAUGAAUUUGCUUAAGAGCUCAUAACGAAUGAGCUUAUUAGAAAUCACAUCGGAUUGACGUUUACAAAAUCACACAUUGUGGGUAAUUGUGAUUAUGAGUAGGGUUUUUUUGGGGUUUUUUUUAACUAUUUUUAUGGUUAUACUCCGCUUACUUUCCGUGCUAUAAAGAGCAAACUAAGCUUGAUUUCGAUUUUUCAUCCCUAUUAACGGCUUUUGGAUCCUUUCAUCAUAAUAUUUGGUCCGCUGUAACAUUUUGUACAUUGUCCCUCACUUUUCUUUCUUACAUUUACGUUUAUUCAUUUAGCAGACGCUUUUAUCCAAAGCGACGUACAGUACAAUACUUCAAAUAAGGUUCGAAGACGAAGAGAUUCCUAGCAAAACUCCUCUUGCCUUAUUAUGGCUUUACUUGAUUUUGCUGCGGGUUUUUUCAAAAAUUGCGAUAUAGAUUUUUUUGGGGUGUUUUUUUUUGUUUGUUUGUUUGGUUUUUUUGCUAAAAACUACUUGCAUUAGCAACACUGCAAUCGCAUGAAAUAGUUCUGCAUGUUCUUUCGCAAUAAUGUUUGUUGGUAAAUGAGACCUUUCAGCUGUACUCGUGCUCGACGCACGUGAAUCGAAGUAAGCUUUGGCUGAAUGAACAUUGUGAUGACGUCACAUGACACGUCUCGGCCCAAAUCUGGGGUAAAUAUGCGUUAUUUUUUGAAACAUUGCGAGCUCCUCGUGGUGGUUGCUUGAUUUGAGGGACUGAAUAAUUGAUUUUGUUUGAUGUUUUUACUCAAAAUUUUUUGUUGAACAGUUGGAACCAUGGAGAACUAUGAUGAUCAGCAUGACUCAAACGUUACGUCUUUAGUACUGUAAGAAAAAAAAAUGAUGAGGACGUCGAAGAUCUCAAUGAAGAAUGACUUUGUUCCAGCGAAGCAGCGAUAAAGUACAUGGAGCACUUGAUGUCAAAAUGACGCUCGAACAAUAUUAGCUCAGACAUUUAUUACGUUUAUUAAUUUAAGGAUUAACAGUUGAUCACUUUCCGUUUUCACAUUAUUAAUCUCGUUACAGGUGUGUAAACCUGAAUGGUAGGGAGAUACGUAUCUCAGAUGUCUUUCUGAAUAAUUGUUGUCGGGUACACCUUGUUCAGGGAUAGUUCUUGUUGUCCCACUGCCGCGCCCAUGCUAUAAAUGAUUGACUGUCACGUCAGGUAGUAUUAUUCACACAUCACUGAGAUUGAGGUGAUGUCUCCUUGUAAUAAUUAAACCUCUUUUUUUUCGGGGGUGGAGGCGGGGGGACAACUUCUAUUUCUUUUCUGUUACAGUAUGAUAUUUAUUACAAAAUCAAUAAAGCAAAAAACUCCUGUUUU
This is a messenger RNA of Ictalurus furcatus (blue catfish), 5229 nucleotides long. Its product is annotated as Alpha-1,3-mannosyl-glycoprotein 4-beta-N-acetylglucosaminyltransferase B-like. Gene Ontology annotation, biological process: protein N-linked glycosylation. Gene Ontology annotation, molecular function: acetylglucosaminyltransferase activity. Gene Ontology annotation, cellular component: endoplasmic reticulum; endoplasmic reticulum-Golgi intermediate compartment; Golgi stack. NCBI's taxonomy places the organism in Eukaryota, Metazoa, Chordata, Actinopteri, Siluriformes, Ictaluridae. Bases 344 to 1918 code for a protein of 524 amino acids. The record is from RefSeq and is a predicted model, not a curated record. The transcript has 15 exons.